Messenger RNA from Sorghum bicolor (sorghum), 1128 nucleotides. Its product is annotated as putative expansin-A30. Gene Ontology annotation, biological process: plant-type cell wall organization. Gene Ontology annotation, cellular component: extracellular region. The coding region runs from base 48 to 842 and encodes 264 amino acids. The transcript has 2 exons. The record is from RefSeq and is a predicted model, not a curated record. Lineage: Eukaryota; Viridiplantae; Streptophyta; Magnoliopsida; Poales; Poaceae.
ACUGCCUUAACCAAAGGUACGAACACCACGAGCGAAAAGUAGCAGCAAUGGCUUCUCCCUCCACAGGCACGGCCUUCUUGGCCCUCGUCAUCAUCUUCUUGGCUUUGCUAUGUGCGGCCACCACGGCGAACGCGAGGUUCACGGCGAUGCAGUGGACUCCGGCGCACGCCACCUUCUACGGCGACGAGACCGCAGCGGAGACCAUGGGUGGGGCGUGCGGAUAUGGCAACCUGUACGCGACCGGGUACGGCACGGACACGGCGGCGCUGAGCACGACGCUGUUCAAGGACGGGCACGGUUGCGGGACGUGCUACCAGAUCCGGUGCACGGGUUCCCCGUGGUGCUACGCCGGCUCGCCGUCGAUCACGGUGACGGCCACCAACCUGUGCCCGCCCAACUGGGCGCAGGACACCAACAACGGCGGGUGGUGCAACCCGCCGCGCACCCACUUCGACCUCUCCAAGCCGGCCUUCAUGAAGAUGGCGCAGUGGCGCGCCGGGAUCGUGCCCGUCAUGUACCGCCGCGUGCCCUGCGUGCGCAGGGGCGGCCUCCGGUUCGCGCUCCAGGGGAACCCUUACUGGCUGCUGGCGUACGUGAUGAACGUCGGCGGCGCCGGCGACGUCGUCGAGAUGUGGGUGAAGAGCGGCACGUCGUCCUGCGCGUGGAUACGGAUGACCCACAACUGGGGCGCCGCGUACCAGGCGUUCGCGCAGCUCGGCGGCAAGGCGCUCAGCUUCAAGGUCACCUCCUACACCACCCGGCAGACCAUCGUCGCCACCAACGUCGCGCCGGCGAACUGGGGCCUGGGGCUCACGUACCAGGCCCGCGUCAACUUCUCCUGAGAGCGCAGCAGAUCACGUCGAUUUGCAACUGAAGCUGCAGGGGCUGCCAACGCUCUGCUCUGCUUUCGUAGUUUUAUUUCGACAAUCGUAGAGUUAGCACGUGCUUUCGUUCGUAGUUUCAUUACACAUUUGCGCUUGAAGAAUUAGCACGUGUUUGUGCUAGCUGUUGCGCGUUGCCCCCGUCCAUGAGGAGCAGAGGGUUUGACGCGAGCGUUGUUCUUGUAAAAUUGAGCUGUUAUAUACUUUCAAAAGCAAGAUGAGAAUUUUUAAUGUCAAAAUUUUAAAC